ACAAAUGUUUCGCCGCGAAACAAAGCUGGCUGAUAUGUUCGUUGGAGUGGGGCGAACACGGCACGGUUGUGUCAGAAAUGAGGCCAUGUCAUAGGUGAAAAGGCUUUGUUACAAGAGUAUCAUGGAGUCUGUAGAUCUGCAAAUGGAGGAUAUAUUUGAGGUGGGUGAGGCAGACGAGGAUCUUUUCACCAAUCAUACUUCCAUCCCUGAUCUGCCGCCAGCAGUGGGCCUGGGGGAUGCCACUGAUGCCGUACCUAAUAUUGAGAAUGAUGCGGUGUUGGCUAGGUUACGGGAUUUGUCUAAAGGAGCCGCAAAACGAACUGUCCAGCGAGUUCAGCCAAAACUGGAUGCUGCAAGAUUGACGGGAGACAGAGGUAUUGGUGUUCUACCCAAGGUUUUCAGAGAUGUGAGGCUCAAAGGAAAAGGUCAUGAGGCAGAAGAUGUACAGAAGGUGAUGAGGUAUUUGGAACAUUGGACACACCGACUAUUCCCAAAAAUGCCCUUUGAUGAAGUUUUGGAACGAAUCGAAAAACUAGGUACCAAGAGAGAAGUUCAGACAUACAUUAAAAGGAUGAGGCUCGACAUCCCAGUUGAGAACGAAGAGAAUGCUGUAAUAGAUGAAACUGAGGACAUCUUCAAUUCAAGUAAUAGUAACCAGAAACAGACUGAGAAUGUGGGAAAUAUUGGGGAGGAUGAGGAAGAGGUCUUAGAUGAACUGAUGAGGGAGGAGGAUGGACAGAGGAAUCAAUCACAGCUAAACCCGCUCACCUCUCUCAGCACACACUCAACCUGCCAAUCCACUCCACUUGCCUCAGCAGCUCUCGGUGAUACUUCUUCAGGGGGACUCACGGCAAAGCAGCUUGAAAGAAUUGAAGCAAACAAGCGCAGAGCCCAAGAGCGUCGCCAAGCCAAACUGGGGCAAAAACCACCAGGUCCCAACGUUGCUCAGGUCAACUCCUUCCUGGUGGAUCCCUGUCCAGUAUCAAACACAGGCAGUCCGGUUCUGCCAGCAAGUCCUAGAGGGAGUCCUGACAAAGACAGUUCAGGAUGUCUCAACGGUGAUGGAGUAACAGGUACGGAGCGACCAGGAUCUAUCAAGGCUGAUGAAGUGGCCCCUAUAGAUCAACCAGGAUCUCUCAAGGCCAAUGAACUGACGAGUACGGAUCAGCCAGGAUAUAUCAAGGCUGAUGAACUCGCCAGUACGGAUCAGCCAGGAUAUAUCAAGGCUGAUGAACUGGUCAGUACAGAUCAACCAGGAUGUAUCAAGGCUGAUGUACUGGUCAGUACAGAUCAACCAGGAUCUCUCUGUGCCGAUGAACUGACCAGUACAGAUCAACCAGGAUCUCUCAAGGCUGAUGAACUGGCCAGUAAGGAUCAACCAGGAUCUUUUCAAGGCUGAUGAAUUGG
Molecule: messenger RNA, 1407 nt
Organism: Liolophura sinensis
Lineage: Eukaryota; Metazoa; Mollusca; Polyplacophora; Chitonida; Chitonidae
Product: TIMELESS-interacting protein-like
Exons: 9
Coding region: 122-1399 (425 amino acids)
Biological process (GO): DNA damage response; replication fork arrest; DNA replication checkpoint signaling
Cellular component (GO): replication fork protection complex; nucleus
Molecular function (GO): DNA binding
Source: RefSeq, a predicted model, not a curated record